Molecule: messenger RNA, 2148 nt
Organism: Lolium perenne
Lineage: Eukaryota; Viridiplantae; Streptophyta; Magnoliopsida; Poales; Poaceae
Product: protein trichome birefringence-like 14
Cellular component (GO): Golgi apparatus
Molecular function (GO): O-acetyltransferase activity
Source: RefSeq, a predicted model, not a curated record
UGUCACCUGAUCUCUGUCCCUUUCCCCCUCCCUCACCCCGCCGGCUCUCGAUCUCGCACGGCCACCGGAACCGCCGUAUUCCUCACCCCUCGCCGCAUCUCGCCGCCGCCAUCUCCUCAUCGCCUCACCCUCGGCCCACGCACACUCCUCGCCCCAACACGCCGCGGCCUCCCCGCUCUACCACGCCGCCUCUGCGGCCAUAUAUCUCGUGGGAAAAGGGGGGCAGGGAAGGUGCGGGCGGACUGGCUUCGCCGGCUUCACAUCUGACGUGUUCUGCUGCUUCUGCGCUGCUGGUACCUCGUCGCCGAACCAGCGCUUUGUCACACGUGCUUCUUUCAGUCACACGCACUCCAUAUCUCUCCAUCUAUCUGUGUCCUCGUGAGUGGGAACUGCCUGUUGGACCGGCUCCUCGACGAGCAGGUUAUAUUCUGGUGUGGACGAUUUGGAGCAAUAUCUGUGUUCCCUUGGAGGAGCUUCCUAUGCUGCCUUCCUGGGAUGAAAGGCGGUGUUCUGCAUAGGCUUCUAGUCAACAAGCUAUGCCUUGGCCUUCUGGUUCUCCUUAUUGUGCCGAUUAUUCUUUUGUUACUGGGCACAACGUCAGAGCAACUGAAAGUUUUUUCCCAAGGUUUCCUACAGCAGCAGGGACUGCAACAUCUUGGAGAUAAUGUAUCAGCUCUAGUUGGGCCUGCAAGUCCAGCUUAUAACAACCACACUCACACAAGUAUAACCAGACGGAACAAAGACUGUAAUUAUGCUAAGGGAAAGUGGGUAGCAGAUGAAAAACGACCACUCUAUUCCGGUAACGAGUGCAAGCAAUGGCUGUCAAAAAUGUGGGCUUGUCAAAUGAUGCAACGCACAGAUUUCUUCUAUGAGAGUUACCGGUGGCAGCCACAUGGCUGUGAGAUGCCUGAAUUUUCAGGGCCAAACUUUUUGAAAAGGAUGAGGCAUAGAACUCUUGCUUUUGUGGGUGAUUCGCUCGGUAGGCAGCAAUUCCAGUCCAUGAUGUGUAUGGCGACAGGUGGUAAAUACAGCCCUGAGGUCGAAGAUGUUGGAUGGAAAUACGGCCUUGUCAAAGCUCCAGGUGCUUUAAGACCUGAUGGGUGGGCUUAUCGAUUUCCAGGGACAAACACCACUAUCCUUUACUACUGGUCUGCUAGUCUAUCUGAACUGGAACCUCUGAACACAACAAAUCCAGUGACUAGCUAUGCAUUGCAUCUUGACCGGCCAGUAACAUUCCUGAAGAAGUACCUCCCCAGUUUUGACGUUCUAGUACUGAACACAGGCCAUCACUGGAACAGAGGGAAAUUCAAUGGAAACCACUGGGAGAUGUAUGCUGAUGGGAAGCCUGUAGGGGAAGGCAGACUCGCAGACCUCAACCGUGCGAAGAAUCUCACGCUUUACAGCAUUGCCAGAUGGGUGGAUUCAGAACUCGCAAGCCGUCCUCACCUGAAGGCGUUCCUGAGGACGAUGUCGCCGAGGCAUUUUGUAAAUGGUGACUGGAACACUGGGGGCAGUUGUGGUAAUGCUAUCCCCUUUUCUAAUGGAAGCGAGGUCUUGCAGGACCAUUCGAGCGACUUGCCUGCGGAGCGUGCUGUAAACGGAACUCGUGUUAAGCUUCUGGAUAUUACUGCCAUCUCGCAGCUACGGGACGAGGGGCAUAUGUCGAAUCGUACCCUGAGAGCUCCGACGGGCAUUAAUGACUGCUUGCACUGGUGCCUUCCUGGCAUACCAGAUAUGUGGAAUGAGGUCCUCUUUGCACAGAUUUAGCACAUAUACUGGGCAUUUUUUUUCUCAAAAAAAAACGGGUAAGGGCAAUUUUCUUCCAGAGCCCCCAAGGAUCUGGUCUCUACAGGGUGAAGUGCUUUCUACCAGUAUUACGGAUUUUUGUCAGGCCAUGCCUAGGCGUUUUGACAGUGCCAGGAUGACAGCCUUAUUUCCAGAGUCCGAAUUGCAGCUUCCUCCGAGGCCAGAUACGGAGUUAGCUGCUGCUGCUGCGGAGCCAUUCCCCAGGCACGUCGAUUCUUUUUCAUUUUCUUUACUGUAAAAUGCUACUCCAUAUAUACUCCCCAGUUUACCCGUGUGCAGAAGCAUAUAUUCCGUAGAGAUGUUCAUACAAGUAGAACAAAGCGCCAUAUGCUCUUUUAGAUU